AGAGAGAGAGAGAGAGAUAGUCACUCGCAUAACAUCAGACGCAUCACACACUCUCAAGGAAUUUCUCUCUACCACCUUCUUUUUUCCUGUCGCUCCUCCCCCUCUUUUCACUUUUAAUUUCUUCUGUCUAUGUAUUUCAUCCCUCACUAUCUCCGACGUCUCUCCCUGCUCAGCUUCACCUAAAUUAUAGAUGCUGAAGCUGGAUGAAGACUGCGUAGAAGCGUCCACUGUGCUCUCUCUCUCGCUCUCGCUCUCUCUCGCUCUCUCUCUCACACUGACUCGCUCAUCUCUCUCUCAUCCCACUUCCCUCCUUCCCACCUGUUAGUCCCAGUCCGUCUGGCGCGGAAUUCCAGCCGUUUAUGAGAACUUUCACGCUCAGGCUAUCGCGCAGCUAGAUGACGGUGCAGAAAGGGAAGCGGAUGGCCAUCUCCAUCCAGGAGCACAUGGCCAUCAAUGUCUGCCCAGGCCCCAUUCGGCCAAUCAGGCAAAUCUCGGCCUACUUUCCUCGCCUCUCCCCAACAUCUUCCUUUUCUGAUUCGCUGUCGCCCAACCAGCCGGGGUUUCCGCCGGCUGGAGGAGGGGCUUCUGGGGGAGGGGGCCUGCUGUCCCCUCUGUCUCCGGGGGCAACUGGAGGCGGAGGGACGCUAUCCGUCAUGAGUAGCAUGGACACAUCAGUGGAGAUCGACAGCUGUGACAGCGAUGACAACACCUCUUUAGGCACGCUGGAGUUUGACCUGCUCUACGAGUCAGCCACAAGUUCCCUGCACUGCACCGUUCUCAAAGCCAAGGGUCUGAAGCCUAUGGACUUUAACGGGUUGGCUGACCCUUACGUGAAGCUACACCUGCUCCCUGGAGCCUGCAAGGCCAAUAAGUUGAAGACUAAGAUUGUGAAGAACACCCUGAAUCCCGUCUGGAAUGAGACUCUAACCUACUGCGGCAUCACAGAGGAGGACAUGUACAGAAAAACUCUCAGGGUGUCCGUGUGUGAUGAGGACAAGCUGACGCAUAAUGAGUUCAUUGGGGAGUCGAGGGUGGCCCUACGUCGAGUGAAGCCUAACCAACCCAAGCACUUCAACGUCUGCCUGGAACACCCACCCCCCCUGGCGUCUCCGACUGCUAUGAGCACAGCGCUCAGAGGGAUCUCCUGCUAUCUAAGAGAGUGGGAGACAGAGCAGCAGCGGAGCCUGGAGGAACGGGGCCGCUUGCUCCUGUGCUUGCAGUUUCUGCCACCAGCCCAGGACACCGAUGGUGGAGAGGUCCUACCAGAGGCCAAAGAGAGAGCCAAGGGUGGCCUGUGUGUGGGCGUCCGACGCUGCGCUCACCUAGCCGCUAUGGACGUCAAUGGCUUUUCUGACCCCUACGUCAAAACGUACCUCAAACCAGACGUGAAGAAGAAAUCAAAACACAAGACUGCUGUCAUUAAAAAAACACUGAACCCUGAGUUUAAUGAGGAGUUUUUCUAUGAGAUCACAUUCAACGAGCUGGCGACUAAGACACUGGAGGUUACAGUAUGGGACUAUGAUCUGGGGAAGUCUAACGAUUUUAUCGGGGGCGUGUCUCUCAGCUGUCAGUCGCAGGGCGACGCCCUCCAGCACUGGAUAGACUGUCUGAAGAACAAGGGCAAGAAGGUGGAGCGCUGGCACACACUGACCAACGACCUCCCCGGAUUCCAGGAAUGAAGAGGCCAAAGCUCAUGGCCGCUCGCCGGCCUUGUUUUCAUUAACAUCGGUCCGUUUUGCAGCUGAAUGGUUGUUCACAUCAAAUUAGCCACAGGCGACUAUCAUGCAGCCACGCUGUAUGAGCUCUGCUUCUAGGAGUUUGUGUUGGAAUCAGUCCCACAUGGAGGAACUUCAUGAGCUGGGGGGAACCAUUUCUGUUAUUACUCAAAUCUUCUUAAUCUCUGGGUUUUAUUCACAGCUAGGCUUUUUAUAUCUGUUCCGCUCUACCAACUCACUCCACUUCACAAUAACACGCCUCUGAAAUGCAAUUAGCUAUUGUUUUAUGAAGGUUAAUGAAACUGUUGUUUCACUGAUGCAUAAUCUCAAACGGUUUAUUCUAGGAUUUAUUGUAUAAGAUCGACCCUACGCAAAUGAGUUUUAAAUCUGGGCAGCUUUGAGAAGUAAUAUAUUUAAAAUGGUGCCAUAUUUUGGUUUUAAUGCAAUAAUGUCCAAGCUUUUUUUUGCAAUAAGGCACAGCCCUGUUUGACAACGCUUCCUACCAAUUCCUGCAGAAGUUGUCUUAAAUCCAGACAUGCAGUUUUAAAGAAAUCGCCAGUGAACUGCUUGCUGCUGAUGUUGUAAAUUACAGUUGUUCUUUAUUUAAUGAAGAAUAAGCAAUGACGUCCUCGCUAAUGGUAUGUUCGUGUAUAUUGUUCGGCAUGCUCGGUGUGUUGAUAUGGCUUUUCCUUUUCUAUGUUUCUCUUUCGGAAUGCAGCCGCCACUCCUAAUGUGUUUCUGAGAGGGGGGAUUAAAAGAAUGCGGCUGUCUUUUUGGACCUACUUUGGAUUGGGCCAUUGCUACUCCAUGAGCAGCUCAGCAGUGCCAUGCUUGGCAGAUUCACUGCAUUACAGAAGCAGUUCUGAAUUCUCUCUCUCUCUUAACGCCUCUUAUGUCGCUCUUAUUUAAGGCCAGUUCCAAGAAUUGUUCUACAUUUCUGCAACGUUCAAUGAUCGAAAUGUAAACACAGCCAUUCAGAGUGGCUUGAUGUGAAAUGGUACACUGUAGAGAAACUUACAGACUCAGAUUUCUUUACAGUGGUGGUGAAUGGAACCAGGGGUCACAAUGUCUACCACACAAUCAUAGCCAUUUUCUUUGCUGCCCAAAGCAAUUCGUGAACUUACACUUGGAAUGUUGAUAACGAUAGUUGUGAUAAAUAGUGAUAAAUCUACAAAAAACUAAGUUUGUUUGGGGAGUACUUUGGCCAUACUGCACUCUCAAGCAGUGUAUUUGUAACCACUCCAUAUAUUAACUUUAAGGGAUGCACCCAAAGUUCGGCGACCGGAAAAGGUUGGUGUGAAAAAGGUUGAAAGUGGCAUUUUGGUUUCCAUCUUGUUGGCCCAAAAAGCGUCAAACGGUUAAAUAGGCAUGCUUUCCUGCACAGUUCAAACAGUUGGAGCAGCAGAAAAACAGUGAAAAACUCAAGCGCUGUCCCCAGCGGCUCUGUUUAUAGUUUGUAACAGAAAUCACAUUAGUAACACAGUGGAACUCAAUAUCUUUUGGUAAUAAACUUUCUUGCCUUUCAUUUUGGAAGUUUGUUUGUUAGGUGAUAUUUACACUACCAAGCUGAAGUGGCACAAAUCAGAAUUUUUGCUUUUAUUGGUGAUCGGAUCAUGCACGGAUUUUACUUGAUUGCAGGAAAAGCCAGGUGUAAACACCCCCUGGUGCAUCGUGAUAGUAUUACAGUCUGUCAUACCACAUUCAGAGCUGGUCAGAGAUGGAUCUUGACUGCAUUUACACAUGUAACAGGUGUAAAUGGAUUAUGUAUUCAUAUACAAUUAUAAGACCAGAAAUGCUUCUGCCGAGCGUUGACCAGCCGGUGACCGGAUAAACGACUAAACAAAAGAUGGAGGACCCGUAAGUUUCCCCAAACUAGGAGCCUUCUUGAACUCCAGGUCGAUACAGAUCUCCAAGCUUAGCUUGUCCACUCAUAUCUUAAUGGGGAAAACAGUAAACAAAAGUAAAAUGAAAACGAUGCACGUGCUAAUGUGCUUUUAUUAACGUGGGAAGUAAACUUGGAUCUUCUCUGGCCACACACAUUGUAGUGAUUUUAGUAAAUGGAAUCUGGCCAAGGUUUAUCCAGAUAUGAUCAGGACAUGAAACACAUUAAUGCAAGGUGUAAACAGGCUCAGAGCUGAUUUUUCCUGAGCUGUGUGGACACAAAAAUCAGAUCUUUUCAAAUCAGAUCUGAGAUAUAUGGUCACGAGAUAGAUGCUUGUUCAGACUGCCAGCCCAAGUCCAAUAUUUGGCGUAUUCAGAUUGAAUCCAGAUUGAUUGUUGAUAGUCUGGACAGCAACAAAGCGCAUGAGGACAAGUCUCAGUCUCGACGCUCUGGACGCUCAAAUUGGAUUUCAGAGUAUCUUUUAUGUCACUCGCAACACGAUAAACAACUAUGAUCUCAAAUCCAGACUGACGGAAUUGCUGGGAUUCAAGAAGAGCACCAAGGAUUAAUACUUACGCCAGAGAACCCCGAAGAGUUUGGAGGGCCAGAUGAUGCACCUCCAUCUCUCCUGCAUCCAUGUUUGAAAUUGGUGUCCUGUACAGUUGCUAUGAAGUUACUAACGCCCACAUUGUUACCACGGCAACCCAUGCGGAUAGACUGGUGAUGUCAGACACAGAAAUUUGUAGGCUGUGUUCAGACUGCAGGCAAAUCGGAUUUUUAUCUUAAAUAUGAUAUUUGGCAUAUCCGGAUUGUGUCCAGAUUGAUUUUUGAUUGUCAGGACAGCAAAAAAAACACAAUCAUAUUUGUGCAAACUGCAUCUAAACCAUAUUUGGAGGUGGUUCGAAAUGUGAUUACAAUCGGAUUUUUAUAAUUACAUCUCAGUCUGGAUGCUAUGGACACUCAAAUCGGAUUUCACAGUGUCUUUUACAUUAAUUGCAACAGGACAAACAGCAAUGGUGUCAAAUCCAGAGUGACAGAAGUGCUGGGAUUCAAGAAGAGCGCCAAAAAUUCAUGCUCAUGCCAGAGAAUUCAGACGAGUUUGGAGGGUGAGGUGAUGCAUCUCCGUCUCUCCUGUAUCCAUGUUUGAAAUCCAUGUCACCAGCAUGACUACGUCCGAUCUGAUCCCUUACAAAUAACUGCACUCAGUCCUCUCAAAAGAUCUUUCUGGAGAAACAAAUCCGAUUUGCCUGCAGUGUGAACAUAGCUUCAGUGUCUCGGAUCUGAAUCGUUAUAAUCAGAUUUGUGUGUUUACACAGCGCUGAAAACACCAGAUCUGUUUCACACUAGGGUAAAAAAUCUGAUUUGCUCCACUUCAGCCUGCUAAUGUAAAAGCGGCUGUAAUAAACAGCUGAGAGUUGAUCAGAGCAGAUUAUCUUCAUGAUGAAGGCUUUUCCUGCUGGUUAGUUUUUGUGUAGUAACUUACACUGAUGUGAACUCUUACGUUCGAGAAAUCGGAUUUGAGCAACUGAAUUGAGCAGCGAGGCUUGUAAUGUGAACAUAAGAUCUUGCUGAGGCUUGAGGCCAUUUCUCUCUAAAUGACAAGCACUAAAGCGACUUGUGUGCUAAUAGCGCCCUCUCAUGGAGAAACUUGAUUCUGAAUUAUUAUGUUUCAUGCAUAAUUUUACAAGUUGUAAUAUUUUACAUUAUUUAUCCAGCUGUUUACAAUUAAGUUAGUGCUGUAGUUCUCAGUUUUCCAUUAAGAAUUCAGGCGUGGUUAAGAAUUUUCAUGUCAGUGCAUCAAGUGCACCUGUUAUGUAGCUUUUAAAGGCAUGAAACUCUUCAGACGUCUGGUUCCAUUCAUCACCACUGUGAACCAUUCUGACUGUAGUUUGUCUAGAACACACUGAAUGACUCUGAAUACAUAUUCACUGGUUAAUCAGGCAGAAAUUUUGAAAAGUUGUUGGAAUUCCCCUUCAUUCCAUGAACUUUAGUGGUGACUUAUAUCGCUACAAAUGCCAUGCGAUGUAUUAAAAAUGCAUUUGCAACCCCUUGGAUGUGAUUAAAGACUGGCCUGUACUAUUUUGACCAAAGUGAUUUCCAUUGGUUGGAUCAAAUUAAUGCUUCGAACAUCCAAAGAACACCUGUGAUUGGUCAGGAUGCUCACAGCAUAUGGUAAAAUAUGGAGUGAUUGGUUUGCAUUUGCAUAUUUCAGUCAGCCGUGAUAUCAGUGUUCAGUAUGAAGGCUCAUGUCAUGAAAAUGAAUCACAAACAAUAUAAUGCAGACCUAAUUAGAGCUAAUUAGAAGCACUGAUUACUUCCCGAAUAGUUCAGUUUCAGCAGAAGUCAUAACAUCGUCCCGAUCACUGCUCUUAUAACAAAACCCUAAUUAACGUGACAUUCCGGCCCAAAGUUAAUCAUCGGUUUGACGGACGGAAUUCACGAUUAUGUCUCAUUUUUGUGUUUGCACUACAAUUCCCAGCAUGCUUUACACAAAUACAGCAUCCAGCCACUGGGAAUCCCAAGGAAAUAAAAUAUAGGGGCUGGUAUACCAACGUGAUACCCAGCUUCCUAGCGCUAACGUUAGCUAUCUGGCCAGCAAGCAGGAAACAAAACACAUUUCAAACAUCCCACCCUCAAAAAAGGAGUUGUAGUUCCCCCCCUGACCUUCAGAUUACAUCAUCGGGGGGGGGUGGUUAGCAUUUAGUUUGGAAAGUCUCACUCUAUAGACCACUGUGGCACCACUGGAGGAGGUGCGUAGGCAUGUUUACAAAAGAUUUAAGCAACACUUCCAUUUCUCAGUUUAAUUCUAUUGCCCCUUUAUUAUUGGGUUCUAUUAGCCCCUUUAUUAUGAUGAUAUUUUAUAUUUAUCUAUUGUUCCAUUCAUCCUGAUACGUUCACACAGUGGAAAAGCCAGCAGUCGCACUGGUUUUGAUAUGACAGCAACAAUAUCGCUGCUGUCCAUAGAAAUCCUGGUAUCUCCAAAAUGGUGACUUUACAGGAGAAGGAAAAAACCUACAUCACUUUUAAUGCAAGUCAAUGGAACCAGACGUCUUUCCAAGUCAUUUUGGGCCAUUUCUUCAAAGGUCAAAAACGACAAAAUUGGAGAUAAGAGGUUUUCUUCCGACAGCAGCAAUAUAUUCAACAAAUGUGGUGAGUUUUCGGUUCUCCUUUGUUUUGUUUACUCUGUAAAAAUGAUAAUCCAUAUCAGAUGUAUACGGUUUGUACACUUAUACCUGAUCUUUUAUUUUACUGGCUGUUGGAAAGGUUUCCUUUCUCUGUCCGUUUGUUGAAGCGUUUCAGUUUUGUGAACGGAGCAUGCUGUUGCUUAUUAAUGCAUGUGUCAUAACUGGAAUAAUAACAGAUGUGUGUUUGUACGUUUCUCUGCUGUUGCGGUCUUCCUCUCAAAUGAUGAUGUGAAACAAUAUGAUGAUGCAUUUAGUGCAUUUCUGUACACUGGUUGUUCGUCACCGUGCCUGGAAUGAUGCAUGAAUGUUUCCUUUUCCAAAGUGAGCCUGUUCUGUCUCCUCAUUUCAAAGACUUUUCUUAAAAAUAAAUGGUGAUUUGCUUCAAA
Pygocentrus nattereri (red-bellied piranha) is the source of this 7168-nucleotide messenger RNA. Its product is annotated as double C2-like domain-containing protein alpha. The transcript is spliced from 11 exons. The coding region runs from base 396 to 1679 and encodes 427 amino acids. Lineage: Eukaryota; Metazoa; Chordata; Actinopteri; Characiformes; Serrasalmidae. The record is from RefSeq and is a predicted model, not a curated record.